GCCAUCAUGUCGUCCACCUUACAAGCUUCGUCGUUUACAUCGUUCGGACUAUUUUGUCUAUUCUGGCUCUUAAUAUCAGCUUUCCAGUAUGGCUUCCACAUCUCUGCACUCAACCAAAUCAGUGAUGUUCUCACAUGUCGAGAUACCCAGGAUGCAUCCAAAACAAUCUUCUACCGUCACCUGCUACCAUCAUGUAUCCCGAUGACAGAUGCAGAAUUCUCCGUCGUCACUUCGGCAUUUACUAUUGGUGGACUCUUUGGCAGUCUCAUUGGUGGUGGUCUUACUGAAAGAAAGGGAAGAAAGGGUGCACUUCUCAUCGAUGCAUUCAUCACUUUGGCAGGUGCGCUUGCGCUUACAUUUGCACCGGGCAUGUUCACACUGGGGCUUGGUCGCGUGCUCGUUGGUCUUGGAGCGGGAAUCGGCGUAUCCGUAGGACCUGUCUUCCUAGGCGAGCUCGCACCACCUGCAAUAAAGGGUGCAACAGGCGUACUCUUCCAAGUUGCAAUUGUAUUCGGUAUCUUGACCACGCAAGGAAUUGGUCUUUCACUCGCAUCACCUUGGACAUGGCGUUAUGUUCCCUUCGCAUCCGCAGCUCUUGCUUUCGUUCAACUUGCUAUCGCUGCUGCUGUCCCGGAGAGUCAUGCUUGGCUCUCAGGGAAUGGACAGGCUCGGGAGGCGGAACGUGUCCGUGAUAAACUGUGGGUUGGCGGUGGAGGCGCAGCUUAUUCUAGAGUAAGUCACGAUCCGGAAGCGGCCGACAGCGACGAUGAAGACAUUGCGGAUCCACCAGCUGUCUUCACUGCGCAUUCAGCCAACAAAACCCUCUCUCUUGGUGCGCUUCUACGUGCUCCGGAACUACGCACACCUGUUCUCGUCGUAGUGAGCGCGAUGGCCGCACAACAAUUCUCCGGAAUCAACGCUGUGCUGUACUAUAGCAACUUGAUACUCGGCAAGACCUUACCUGCGUUAGGGCCGUAUGUGUCACUUGCGAUCACGGUUGUGAACGUUGCGAUGACGUUUCCGCCUGUCUUCCUCAUCGAGCGCAUGGGCCGCAAAUCCCUCCUCAAUAUCUCAAUGCUCGGCGCCUUCGUCUCUCUCCUCGCAGUCGGCUAUGGCCUCGAUACUAACCAGAAGGUCCUAGCGAGUACGGCGAUCAUCACGUUCGUUGCGUCUUUUGCGUGUGGGAUGGGACCUGUACCAUUCGUGGUUAUUUCGGAUAUCGCUCCGUAUCAUGCCGUAGGCGCGCUUUCUUCCGCAGCCCUCUCAUUAAACUGGAUAGCAAACUUCACAGUCGGCCUAAUCUUCCUCCCCCUCCGCAACUUCCUCUCCCAAGACGACCCAGAACACCAAGAAGGACGCGUAUUUUACGUGUUCGCAGCUACCCUCGUUGGGUUCGGCGCGAUGCUGAAUGUGGUGUAUCGGGAGAAGAGGGAGGCUGAUCGUCGAUAACCAAUAUAGGAUUCAUAAGGAAUAAGGAUGAAUUCGUCUUGCCGCCGGAACAUGAGUACUUACUAGUGGGAGAGUUAAGUGAGUAUUUGCGUCUUUACAGUAUACGUUUGACGCUAUUUCUUGUUCCUUCGUUUUCUCGAUCUCCUUCUGCUCCUUGGAACUCGUUUUUGCAUAGUUGUAGUUUUGCUUCUCACUUUCUCAAUCAAGGAAUACUUUCCAUCUGUACAAUAUACAUGCAUUACAUCAUCACUGUCGUCA
This is a messenger RNA of Fomitiporia mediterranea MF3/22, 1707 nucleotides long. RefSeq names its product general substrate transporter. Gene Ontology annotation, biological process: monosaccharide transmembrane transport. Bases 7 to 1449 code for a protein of 480 amino acids. Gene Ontology annotation, cellular component: membrane. Gene Ontology annotation, molecular function: hexose transmembrane transporter activity. Lineage: Eukaryota; Fungi; Basidiomycota; Agaricomycetes; Hymenochaetales; Hymenochaetaceae. The record is from RefSeq and is a predicted model, not a curated record. The transcript is spliced from 6 exons.